This is a messenger RNA of Pyricularia oryzae 70-15, 450 nucleotides long. Its product is annotated as golgi apparatus membrane protein TVP18. The record is from RefSeq and is a predicted model, not a curated record. NCBI's taxonomy places the organism in Eukaryota, Fungi, Ascomycota, Sordariomycetes, Magnaporthales, Pyriculariaceae. Gene Ontology annotation, cellular component: Golgi membrane. Gene Ontology annotation, biological process: vesicle-mediated transport. The transcript has 4 exons. The coding region runs from base 1 to 450 and encodes 149 amino acids.
AUGACAUUGAAGGAGGAAUUCGCGACCCGCAACUUCAGCAUCUACGGACAAUGGCUGGGGGUUCUGAGCAUGAUUCUGUGCUUUGCUUUGGGCAUUGCAAACAUCUUCACCUUUAGGUUGCUGCUCAUCAUCUUCAGCGUCAUCUGCUUAGUCUCGUCCUUCGUCAUCCUUUUCAUUGAGGUACCGCUGCUGCUCCGAAUCUGCCCUACCUCAUCCACAUUCGACGAUGCGAUCCGCAAGGUUUCGACCAACUACAUGCGCGCGGCCGCCUACCUAGUCAUGGGCGUCGUGCAGUGGCUGUCGCUCCUCGGAGGUGCAUCUUCGCUCAUCGCCGCCGCCGUGUUCCUUACGCUCACUGCCAUCUGCUACGCUCUUGCUGGCGUCAAGGGACAGGCGUUUGUUGGCAGCAAGACUCUGGGUGGCUCGGGUGUUGCGCAGAUGAUUGUAUGA